This is a messenger RNA of Symbiodinium natans, 495 nucleotides long. Lineage: Eukaryota; Dinophyceae; Suessiales; Symbiodiniaceae. The record is from the annotation of a GenBank genome assembly.
AUGGGUGCAAAGUAUGGCCUUCAGCGCAUUGAAGCGACUCCGGCAACAGUGCCCUUAAGAAAGCACAUGUCCAGCGAGACCCACCACUCCUUGUGCAGCUACCUGGUCAGCCCGAUUGCUACCGGAUCCAGAGGUCCUAGGCGUGCUUCAGUUGUAUCAAGGCGCAGCCCGGAAAACGAGUUAAAACAGAGGCUGCACCUCCGGCAUCUCCCAGGCCAAGAGAGAGGGGCUGACCUGACGGACGACCUGGCGCUGGUCACCUCUCACUUUCCCCAGAAGAUUCUCAUCAGAGACCCACUUCCCCACACUUCCACCACGACCUCGCCCCAUCUCGCACCAGGUUCCAGGGACGUUUCACGGCUUUUUCAGCCCAUAUCCGCCCUUUCUCAAAACAAAGGCACGUCAGACCUCAGGAGAUGCCUGCGUUGGGAAGGCUGGGACAGCAAGCGCAGGUGGUUAAAGUGCACCAAAGAGGAUUUCUUGACUGUGAGCUGA